AGGGCCUAAACCACUAAUCCUGACAAAACGCAAAACGACAACGUUUAGUACUGGGCGGGAAAUAUCCUAUGGUGCAUUAAUUGCAAUUGCUACGGCGAAGAUUAUAUGAAAUUGUAUAGCCGAUCUGCGUCUCAGACUCUCAGUCCCUCACCUCACCGGAGUCAUCGUCGUCCCUCGCCAUACCGCCCUCACGCGAAAGCUUCAAACAGUGCAAAUCAUCGGAUUGUGAAGACAGACCUCCCGUUACUGUGACGAAGACAGACCUCUUUGACUUCGACUGCUGCACUUUCAAUGGCACUCUUCGACGAACAGAGGGUUCUCACCAAGGCUUUGUCAGGGUUUGGCAUAGAUGAGAAACCAUUGGUAUCAGUAUUGGGAAAAUGGAAUGCAGAGCAGAGGAAAGCAUACAGGAAAAGUGUCGUUCCAGAGAUGUUUAUCGACGAUGAACGCCAAUUUGAGAAGUGGAAUGGUCUUCAUCUGCUCCAUCUUCGUCAAGAAUUCUUACGCUUCAUGGAUGCAGUGGUGCUAUAUGCAAUGCAUCCCUGGGAAAGAGAUGCUCGUUUGUUGAAUGAGGCAUUGGUGAAUGGGAAUGGGCCACUGCACGAUGUCAUCAUAGAAACUGCGUGCACAAGGUCUUCCAAUGAGCUCUUGGGAGCCAAAAGAGCCUAUCAUUCUCUGUUUGAACACUCCAUAGAAGAUGACAUUGCCUCCUACAUUCCAAACCCUGAAAGAAAGCUUUUCUUUGCAUUGGUUAGUCCAUAUCGGUAUGAAGGUCCAAUAGUUGAUCAAGACAUUGCACAGUCUGAUGCCCUGAUGUUUGAAAGGGCCAUAAGGUGUAGUAGGAACAAUAUUCUUCAGGACGAAGAUGUUUUGAGAGUACUAACCACAAGUAGCAAGAUGCAUUUCAAGGCAAUAUACGAGCAUUACAGACUCAUUCGGGGCAAGGAUUUGGAUAAGGACCUUGAAGCCGAAUUUGCUUUAAAAUGUGCAGUCCAGUGCCUUUGCACACCUCACGCAUAUUUCAGUGAGGUUUUGGGCUCUUCAUUAAGAGCGGAGGUAAAUGACACUGCUGUGAGUCGAGUCAUUGUCACGCGAGCCGAAGCGGACAUGAAGCAAAUCAGACAAGAGUACCUUCGAAAGUAUCGGUUCAAUUUACCAAACAGGAUCGAAGAGCUCGCCAAUGGCAGCUAUAAAGAUUUUUUGCUUACUCUAGUUGCAAAAUCAGAUUAUUAACUGAGCAUGUAUUCUGUUGUUGAAACUUGCCACAAGUAAACGAGUUUGAUACUUUGAGAUUGCAUUUUUGUAAAUUUGAGCUGUGCAGUGUGCAUGCAAUGAAUAGAUCAAUUUGAAAACCCUAACCCUAAUGUUGAUCCCAUGUUGCAUAAGCUGAAAGAGGAUCUGAUGAGACUGCUGGAUGAGUUUACUGAUAUGCCCGUGGAGGGCUUUGGAGCUGCUCUGCUCAAGGGUUAUGGUUGGAGUGAAGGCAGAGGCAUAGGCUGCAAUGCAAAAGAGGAUGUGAAAGUGAGAAAGUAUAAAAGAUGGUCUGCAAAGGAAGGGAUUGGAUUUACUGCUGAAUUACCAAAUGAUACUAAAGUGCAUAAGGUUGAUGGUGGAGAAAAGAGUGAUAAGAAAAUGAAUGCCAAUGGAAAGGAGGAAAGAGGGGAAAAGGAAGGGAAAGGAUUGUAUGUGGGCAAGAACAUAAGGAUAGUUGGAGGUAGGGAAAUUGGAAUGAAAGGAAAGGUUGUGGAGGUGAAGAGCGGUGGGAAUAUGAUCAUUAGGCUUUCCAGUGAUGACAGGGAGGUAAUUGUCCAAGCAUCUGAUGUUGCAGAGUUGGAUUUUGUAGAAGAGGAGAAGUGUAUGAGGGAGUUGAAGAUUAAAGACAGCAAUAAAGAUUCAUCUAGUGUUAGACACCGUAGAGAAAGUAGAGAUGAAGUAUCGAGGGAUAGGGAAAUUAGGGAGGAAAGAUCAAGGGACAGG
Molecule: messenger RNA, 1977 nt
Organism: Ipomoea triloba (trilobed morning glory)
Lineage: Eukaryota; Viridiplantae; Streptophyta; Magnoliopsida; Solanales; Convolvulaceae
Product: annexin D4-like
Exons: 7
Coding region: 292-1233 (313 amino acids)
Cellular component (GO): cytoplasm
Molecular function (GO): calcium-dependent phospholipid binding; calcium ion binding
Source: RefSeq, a predicted model, not a curated record